Molecule: messenger RNA, 2513 nt
Organism: Hypoxylon trugodes
Lineage: Eukaryota; Fungi; Ascomycota; Sordariomycetes; Xylariales; Hypoxylaceae
Product: ferric reductase like transmembrane component-domain-containing protein
Exons: 1
Coding region: 92-2161 (689 amino acids)
Biological process (GO): iron ion transport; copper ion import; intracellular iron ion homeostasis
Cellular component (GO): plasma membrane
Molecular function (GO): ferric-chelate reductase activity
Source: RefSeq, a predicted model, not a curated record
GAGAAGUUAUAUUAUAUAAACCCUCUAGAUAAUUAUUCUGUAAAUCAUUAAGUGGCCGAUUUUAGCUGGUAAUUUGACGAUAAAAAACAUCAUGAAGUGGGCUUCAGCUCUGUCCUUCACCACCACAGCGUCUCUGUUUACAACUACCCGAGGAGGUCAUGGUCUUAUAGGAUAUGGCCAAUGGUGGUAUGAUCCAAAGUGUUGCUACGCAUGUCGUGGCGUUAUCGCAUCUGCUCCGCUUGAGUGCCCUGAUGGUAGCGUGGGCAACGCGGAUACGGGAAUGGAUAUGAAUAUGGCAUCUCCAGCUGUGUCUUGUAUUUCUGACAAUACUGCCUUCUUAACUACGCUCGCUUAUUGCAUUAAUUCGACAUGUUAUGGUGAUCAAGUGGGAACGUGGGAAAUCGAGAAAUAUUGGGCUGAUGAGGCCACUAGUGACCCAUCCGUACCCCCUAAAUGGACUUACGGUAUGACUCUUGCGAAUAUAACCCAAGCGCCGACCAGGAUAUGGAGAGGCGGUACAGUGCUUAACUACACUGCGCUUCUCUUGUCUAGCGAUUACGAAUAUCAGAAAUCCUUUGACGAUCUCUUCGACUGGGAAGAAUAUAUCCAGUCCACAUACGUUAUUAUCAUUAUUAUGGUCGGUGUGGGGACUCCGGUGCUAAUGUCUUUCAUCAACUACCUUCCUUGGGUGACUCGCCUCCUCGAUAGGUUGAAGCCGUACCUAAUAUACCCGUCUGCGAUAACCACGAGAUCGCUCCCAUGGCUCUUGGGAAAUAUGCCAACCAGGGGAGAGAGCCUUUAUAUCACUAUGUUUAUUACCCUCAACAUCGUACUCAGCGCUGUCUCGUAUCGGGGAUUCGAUAAACCGCACCCUUGGGGAUUUACUCCUGCUGGAGAGAUCAUGGCGUACGUAGGGUAUCGCACUGGUCACAUCUCCUUUGCGCUCCUGCCAUUGACAGUGUUGUUCUCUUCCAGGAAUAACUUCCUCAUUUGGCUUACAAACUGGCCGUACUCAACCUUUCUGGUGCUCCAUCGUUGGGUUGCGCGGGUCUGUGCUCUCCAGGCGGUAGUACAUUCUAUCACACUCCUUGGCGCGUAUAAUACAAAUGGUGUCUAUUACACUGACGUCCACAAGCCUUAUUGGAUAUGGGGCGUUGUAGCCACCCUAUGCCUCGUGGUACUGCUGUUUCAGAGUGCUACUUGGUUCCGUCGCGCAUCAUAUGAGGUCUUCUUGAUAUUUCAUAUCCUGCUCACGGUUUUUGCAAUCGCUGCUUGCUGGUACCACGUCAUGUACUGGAAGGGAUUUACGGGGAUUUAUGAGUAUUGGCUCUAUGCUGUUUGCGCUACCUGGUUCUUCGACCGCCUCAUACGCGUGCUGCGUGUCUGCCAAAAUGGGGUUUGCAGGGCAACAAUAGUGGAAAUCGACACGAACAACAUUGUUCGCGUUGAGGUUAAGGGGCUAAGAUGGGCGUCUGAACCCGGCUACCACGCUUACGCUUAUUUCCCGACCCUCCAUCCCCUCCGCCCUUGGGAGAACCACCCAUUCUCUAUCGUCCAUAGUGCCACGUUAUACGCACGGAAAAACAUGUUUGUUGAUCCGAGCGACAUCAUGCGGCGUGAUAUAGAAGAAGGGCCGGACAAUAAGCGUGGGGGGAUGACCUUAGCUUCCCAGGAAACGGAGGCCUCUAGUGGUGUCGUUAUGUACAUUAAAAAACAUCACGGAAUAUCGAAAUACCUCGAAGGUUGUCAUAGCCUACCUGUACUCCUCGAUGGUCCUUACCGAGGUAAUGCGCAUAAGGAGAUACUGAAGUGCGAUCGUGUGCUUCUCAUCGGCGGUGGUAUUGGUAUCACUGGAUUGCUCUCGUGGACAGAUAAACAUUUCAAUGUUAAGCUAGCCUGGAGCCUGAGAGAGACCGCGAAGCCGCUUGCGCAUGAUCUCUCCACGGUCCUGAGUAAUAUUCCUGAUAAGGAGAUCCUGGUUGGAGAGAGAUUAAAUGUAGAUGCAUUAUUGUUGCAAGAGAUACAGGCAGGAUGGGAACGAAUUGGAGUGGUUGUCUGUGGCCCUGUUGGGCUUUGCGAUACGGUACGCAAGUCAGUCGUAGCGUUUGGGAGAAAGGAAAACACCAUAUUUGAGCUUGCGACUGAGGCGUUUUCGAUGUGAGCUUAGCGGAAAUGGACUGUAAAUAGCUCCCGGGACAGCGGACCAUAUCAAGGUCAGGAUAAUCGCACAGCCUAGAACGUAUGAGUUACCUAGACCUUCGUAUGGGAGGCGGUUAAAAUUGACGGUUUAUGAGGAUAAUUAUAGUGAACUCGGACAUCUCACACUUAAGAUUACAUAUUUCAACGUGAUAUAUUGGGUUGACAUGAGAAAACAACAUAUAUAUCUCUAUGGGAGCGAAUAUUAGUGUAGGUCGUGUGUUGUUUUACCCCUUUUUACACCCACCGAUUGAAUCUAUACUUUAUCGGCUCCUACAUCACGACGUAGAAGUCAGAAAUAAAACCAAAAAUCAUUA